AUGAAGGGAAACAUUGUGGUUGUGGUCAUUUUUGUGCUGCUUCUUGUCACUCAGACCAUCACAGAAGCAAGACACCAUUCCCAACACAAGCAACACCAGCAAGGAUCACAAGUCAAAGAAGAAUCACAGAAGAGAAGAAGCAGAACAAGUAGAAGUAGAGGAAGAGGCAGAGGCAGAAGCAGAGGAGGAUCAAAUUGUGACCCCUUAUUCCAAUACCUAUUUGGAACCUGUAGCCAAUGGCCUUUUCCAACUUCUCCAUCCCCAGACAAUCCAUUUUCACCAGCACCUAGACCGUCUCCUCCUCGCCGGAUUCCGCCACCUUUGCCACCACUAGUCCCUUCUGCUCCCCCAAUCCCCAUCACACCACCACUUGUCCCAUCUCCACCACCACUAGUGCUAUCUCCACCUCCUAUUCUUCCUUCUCCACCACCACUAGUGCUAUCUCCACCUCCUAUUCUCCCUUCCCCACCACCACCCCUCCUCCCUUCCCCAUCACCACCCCCACCACUAAUUCCUUCACCUCCACCACCUUCACCCUCGCCACCACCCCUGUCUCCACCACCACCAUCUCCACCGCCACCUUCACCACCGCCACCCUCUCCACCUCCACCAUCCCCGCCGCCGCCGCCGCCAUUAGUUCCAUCACUGCCACCGCCUUUGCCGCCACCGCCAUUGGUGCCCUCUCCACCACCACCUUUACUCCUCCCCCCACCCAUUCCAAUUAUAGAAACACCAGUGCUUCCAUGGUUACCGCCUCCUGAAGCAGUUCCAGAGUCCCCUGAUUUGCCACCAUUAGUACCUUCCCCUCCAUUUGUUUCCACACCCACCGCACCAGACUUCUUUCUUCCCCCACCUACACCAGAUUUACCACCCCAAGAGUUUACUCCAGCUCCACCCCUUGUCCCAGUCUUUUCUCCACCAAUUGAGCCUCUUUUACCACCUGAACCGCCAUUUUCUUUCACACCGACUCCAACUGAACCAGAUAGUGGAUUGAUUCGACCACCAGAAUUUCCUGUUCCACAGUCACCGAGUCUCUUUCUGCCACCUCCAAUUCCUGAAAAUCCACCGGAACAGCCACUUCCAUUUUCGUCGACACCACCAUCACCGGAUAUAGUCGUCAAUGAGCCUUUCCAGCUUCAACCACCUUCUGAUGAUUCACCUCCGUUUGGGAACUAA
Molecule: messenger RNA, 1176 nt
Organism: Morus notabilis
Lineage: Eukaryota; Viridiplantae; Streptophyta; Magnoliopsida; Rosales; Moraceae
Product: vegetative cell wall protein gp1-like
Exons: 1
Coding region: 1-1176 (391 amino acids)
Source: RefSeq, a predicted model, not a curated record